AUGGCCAGUGUAAACCACACCAUGGUGCAUGAAUUUAUCUUUCUGGGCUUUGCUGGCUCUCCAGAGCUGCAUAUCCUCCUCUUCAUAUUCUUCCUAGUGGUCUACCUCAUCACCCUCGUGGGAAAUCUUGGGAUGAUCCUCUUAAUCAGGACUGACUCCCGGCUUCACACCCCCAUGUACUUCUUUCUCAGCAACUUGUCCUUUGUGGACCUCUGCUAUUCUUCAGUUGUCACCCCUAAGAUGUUGAUGGAUUUUGUUGCAGGGAGCAAAAUGAUUUCCUUGCCCGGGUGUGCAGCACAGAUGUGGUUCUUUGGCUUCUUUUUGGGUGUCGAAUGUUACCUUUUGGCUUCAAUGGCCUAUGAUCGGUAUGUGGCCAUUUCUAACCCACUGUUGUAUAAGGUCAUCAUGUCUAGGAAAGUUUGUCUCCAGCUGCUGGCUGGCCCCUAUUGUGUGGGGCUACUAAAUGGCAUUACACACACAGCCUUAACUUUCCAGUUAACCUUCUGUCAGUUCAAGAUCAAUCACUUCUUCUGUGACAUCCCUGCAGUGAUAUCGCUCUCCUGCUCAGACACACAUAUCAACAAGUUAGUGCUCUUUGCCAUGUCCUGCACACUGGGCACUCUCAGCAGUUCUCUUGUCGUCAUCUCCUACAUCUACAUCCUCGCUGCCAUCCUGAGGAUCCGCUCUGCAGAGGGCCGGCGUAAGACUUUCUCUACCUGCUUCUCCCACCUCACCACCGUUUCCAUCUUUUUCGGGACCCUCUUCUUUAUCUAUGUGGUACAGCCCAGCAACAGCUUCUCAGAAGAUCAGGACAAGAUGGUCUCCAUGUUCUACACAGUUGUGAUUCCAAUGUUGAAUCCCUUGAUCUACAGUGUAAAGAACAAAGAAGUGAAAGAUGCUGUAAAGAGAGUAAUCAGGAGAAAGGGGUUCCUAUGA
This is a messenger RNA of Podarcis raffonei (Aeolian wall lizard), 936 nucleotides long. RefSeq names its product olfactory receptor 1009-like. Gene Ontology annotation, biological process: sensory perception of smell; G protein-coupled receptor signaling pathway. Gene Ontology annotation, molecular function: odorant binding; G protein-coupled receptor activity; olfactory receptor activity. Bases 1 to 936 code for a protein of 311 amino acids. Lineage: Eukaryota; Metazoa; Chordata; Lepidosauria; Squamata; Lacertidae. The transcript has a single exon. Gene Ontology annotation, cellular component: membrane. The record is from RefSeq and is a predicted model, not a curated record.